AUGACUUGCUCCGAAGUUCAGCAACAGGUACUCCAAAUGGAGUUGGACAAGGGUGGUGCGUUUGACUUCUCCAAUUGUAUCAGGAACAUGGCUUUAUCCAGAAUGGGCGUAGCACCUCCGAGGGUCCGAUCUACUGGUACCACAAUUGUCGCUGCAACGUACAAGGAUGGUCUUGUCAUGGGUGCUGAUUCUCGUGCCACUGCCGGAAAUAUUAUUGCCGACAAACAUUGUGAGAAAGUACACUACUUGACGGAUUCAAUUUACGCAUGCGGAGCAGGAACGGCUGCAGAUCUAGACCAGGUAACCAAAAUGCUUUCUGGGACUCUUCGUUUGAUGGAACUGAAUACUGGUAGAAAAGCGCGUGUUAUCACUGCUCUGCGUCAUGCCAAACAGCAUCUAUUCAACUACCAGGGCUAUGUAGGGGCCUACCUGCUUAUUGGUGGUGUCGACCCAACUGGACCACAUUUAUACGAGUGUUCGGCAAAUGGUACGACUAUGGCGAAACCCUUUGCAGCGCAGGGUUCGGGAAGUUAUGCAGCUAUUUCUAUUCUGGAAAGAGACUUCAAACCUGGCAUGACCGAGGAAGAUGCGGUAAAUCUUGUGCAGCGGGCAUUGCACGCUGGUAUGCAUGGAGACAAUGCUUCGGGAAAUAGUCUGAAUCUUGUUAUUAUGCGACCAGGAAAAACAGAGUUCAAAGGUCCAAUAGUGCCUGAUUUCUGCAAGAAACCUGAACCAGUCGACUUGCCUUACAAAUUCAAAUCAGGUUCUACAAAAGUGUUGAAGAAAAAGACGAUCAAGUUCGACGUGAUCGAAUCGAUGGAUGUUAGUCACUAG
Necator americanus (New World hookworm) is the source of this 834-nucleotide messenger RNA. RefSeq lists its product as uncharacterized. The transcript has 6 exons. NCBI's taxonomy places the organism in Eukaryota, Metazoa, Nematoda, Chromadorea, Rhabditida, Ancylostomatidae. Gene Ontology annotation, molecular function: threonine-type endopeptidase activity. Bases 1 to 834 code for a protein of 277 amino acids. Gene Ontology annotation, cellular component: proteasome core complex. The record is from RefSeq and is a predicted model, not a curated record.